Molecule: messenger RNA, 618 nt
Organism: Carya illinoinensis
Lineage: Eukaryota; Viridiplantae; Streptophyta; Magnoliopsida; Fagales; Juglandaceae
Exons: 4
Coding region: 1-618 (205 amino acids)
Source: RefSeq, a predicted model, not a curated record
AUGGCGCUUUCCACUGCAUUCCGCGAACGGCUUGAGCACAUGGAACACAGCAGAAACCAACGUAUCUCUCAGCUUCAGGCCGAGAAAGAAUGGCAAGCGAACAAGUCUCAGGUCUUGGAGUGGAAGCACGCAAACAUCAGGGCCAUGGAACAAAGGUGCUUAGUGUUGGAUCAAAAGAUAGCGGCAAAUAACUUCAAGAUCUCGGCACUCAAGUCCGAGAUCGAGAGUCUCGAUGCCAAAUACUGCACCGACUCGCAACAAUUGAGGAUUUUGAGGAGGGAGGUAGAGGAGCUUGGGGAGUUGGAGAAGGAGAGGGAUAAGUUUUACGAAUUGAAGAUUUGUGAGAUGAAGGAGUUCAAUGAAAGUGUGAAGAAGUUCGUCGUGGAAUGUCGAAUGCGUAUUGAGGAAUUGAAGAAUUGCAAAAAAGAGCAGCAGUCAACUAUCACCAAUCUCCACGGAAACAAUAAAUACUUUAGCAAUUCAGAGAUAGCUGCAGCUGAAAUGAGAAAGUCUGAGCUCAUGGCUGUGAAAGAGAGUUUGGAUAAAAGCAUGGCUUCUAGUUAUCGGUUGAGAGCACAGUUGCAAAAGCAGCUCCAAAAUAUGUCGUUGUCGACCUAA